Messenger RNA from Pieris rapae (cabbage white), 1461 nucleotides. RefSeq lists its product as uncharacterized. The coding region runs from base 1 to 1461 and encodes 486 amino acids. Gene Ontology annotation, molecular function: peptidase inhibitor activity. The transcript is spliced from 4 exons. Lineage: Eukaryota; Metazoa; Arthropoda; Insecta; Lepidoptera; Pieridae. The record is from RefSeq and is a predicted model, not a curated record.
AUGAUGACUCGUCUCUUGGUCUUGACUGUUGUAAUCAAUUCUUAUCUACAUGAAAAACCUCUUCACAAUACCCUAUGGAGUGAGAGGUGCAAGAAGCGUGCUGUAGUCCUGAAUGACUGUAACUGGUGUUGGUGUAAUGAAAGGCAGAGGUACCAUUGCGAGGCUAGAGUUUGUGAAGAGAUCGACAUGUUCGGACAUUUCAAAGAUGCCAUCCAAGCGAUAGACGUGGGCAUGGAGGGUCAUGGAGUGUGGAGGUCUUCACCGACUGCCUGCUCUCCUGGAAUUCACUACCGACGGGCAGCAACGUUGUGCGUCUGUAACGAGGACGGGAACUGGCCCAAUCCUGUCUGCAGAGACAUUUUUCGUGUUCUACACUCAGUAGAACAUACCUCCUUAACACACCCUACAUCUAACUAUACUUGUUCUCCCACCAAGCUCUAUGUCGUAGGAUGCAAUGUGUGUUUUUGCCCUUCAAGUGGGUAUUUAGAUCCAACCCUAUGUACCCAAAACAAUUGUCACAAAGAUGACCCUAUAUUAAAAGCCAAUUCUAAUAAUAUAGCUCGAACAGAUGAUGUUGAUGAUGAUAAUCUCGAGAUAUAUGCGUCUUGUACUCCAAAUGCAAUGUACAAUAUAGGUUGCAUGCCCUGCAAAUGUUUGAAGAACAAUAGACUUCUUUGUGAAACCUGUUCUAAAAAUAAAAAUAAACUUUCUGAUCACAAAGAAUCUGAAAACGAAUGCCGAGCUAGAGGUACUAAUGUUGUUUUUGAAACUAAUUGUAACCUUUGCUAUUGCGAUGAGAAUGAAAGAAAAAUAUGCACUGUUCGCAAAUGUAUUAAAGAUCGGCCCAAAUUAGAUUAUAAAAAUAAAGGCAACUUUGUGCUAACUUCAUCACCUGUAGAUGAUGAAGACUGCACACCAGGGACUAAAUUUUAUAAAGAUUGUAAUGUGUGUCAGUGCAUCAAACGAAGUAACGGUAAAAAGCUUAUACAAUGUACUAAGAAAAUGUGUUACAACACAUCAUCUAUAGAUAUUAUAAAAUCUGACUGUGUUUUGAACACCGCUUACGAAAUUAAAUGUAUGGUCUGUCAUUGCCGAGAAGAGAAUGGUGAGAAGGUACAAAAUUGUUAUACGAAAGCAUCAUGUAAUGAAAAAAAGCCUUUAAGUGUCUCAAAGCUAAGUGGUUCCUGUGAACCCUUUAGAACAUACAAUGAUGAUUGUAAUCCAUGUCGCUGCCUUAGCGACGGUGAGACUCUCUUAUGUGCUACUAAGAAAUGUGUCAAAAGAGAUCCGGUGUCAGUGGAAGUUGUACCAAUUAAGAGGACUCAAAGAAAUAUUUGUCCAGAAGGAAUGUCAUUUAGACUUAAGUGUAAUUUAUGUUAUUGUUUAUCUAAUAAUAAUGCUAUGUGCACUACUGCUGAAUGUUACAAGAAUUCGUUUAAAAUAAAGCCAAUUAUUAAUUGA